UGGGCCCGCGCGGCUCAAACACUCAGCACACACGGCAGUAUGCACGCGUAUCUCGCGCUCGCACUCGCGCUGGCUGCGCCCGCGCUCGCCACAUCUCGCGACCGUCUCGGCUACGAAAGAGAAAUAGACUCCACUAAAUACAACCAAGUACCAAAACUCCAAGAUUACGUACUCAGCGAGGAAUACCUAUCGGCACAAAAGAAUAGAGGAAAGCUCAUAACCAGACUGAGACCGGACGAGCUGGUAGCAAGUGAUAAUGUCAUUUUAGAAUCCAAUGUUGUAACAAUCUUACAACCUGAAAAGAAACAUAUAGAAAAUGAACAUCAGCUUGUACGGCGGCGGCGAGGAUAUAAUUUAGAGAAUGUCAGGGUACCAGCCCGGUAUCCAUACCUCCCGGUACCACGUUUCGACCGCUUCCGCAGAUGGGGCUAAUAUCCGCGGAGUGACCGAUGCUCCAUGCCGAGCGCUUCCACCAAAUGUCAAGGCUGCGCAGACGCUGCUCACAGUGGGUCCCAGCGCGCCUCGAGCGCAUAUCCCGUGCAUGAUGUGUGUGCGUCGUUUAUGGACUAUUUUUAGUUAUUAUAUAAUUUAUAUGUCGUGGCUGUGUUCGAACACUCAAGUUAUGCCGUCAUUCAUAAGGCUUGAAGGCAACGACUGUCAGAAUGAAUAUACGCACCAAUUAUAGAUAUACAAAAGUGGAUCUAGAUAUAGAAAUUACACCCAUAAUUAUAGACGUUAUUAUAAGAUAAAAGUAGA
Messenger RNA from Achroia grisella, 756 nucleotides. RefSeq lists its product as uncharacterized. The transcript has a single exon. NCBI's taxonomy places the organism in Eukaryota, Metazoa, Arthropoda, Insecta, Lepidoptera, Pyralidae. The record is from RefSeq and is a predicted model, not a curated record. The coding region runs from base 40 to 432 and encodes 130 amino acids.